This is a messenger RNA of Xenopus laevis (African clawed frog), 3267 nucleotides long. RefSeq names its product lymphoid enhancer binding factor 1 S homeolog (gene lef1.S). Gene Ontology annotation, molecular function: DNA binding; DNA-binding transcription factor activity, RNA polymerase II-specific; RNA polymerase II cis-regulatory region sequence-specific DNA binding. The transcript has 11 exons. The coding region runs from base 933 to 2051 and encodes 372 amino acids. Gene Ontology annotation, biological process: cell differentiation; Wnt signaling pathway; regulation of transcription by RNA polymerase II. The record is from RefSeq and is a predicted model, not a curated record. NCBI's taxonomy places the organism in Eukaryota, Metazoa, Chordata, Amphibia, Anura, Pipidae. Gene Ontology annotation, cellular component: nucleus; chromatin; nucleoplasm.
AACACACACUGCGUGCCCUUUCAUUGAGAGCAAGGGACGGUAAUGUGCCUCUUGCAGUCACUGAGGUAGGACGGGACGUUUGGGAGAGUUUUACAUGGUGUGAAGAAACCAGACCAACUGAUUCCCCCUCACAGGAUUUUGUCAGAGGUGAUUGACGCAAGAAAGUUGGAUUGCGGACAAACGGUAUAUUGCAAGGGGGGAUUUGUGGACAGGUCCCGUGAAGGAGAUAUGAAGUGCUUUCCUAGACCCCCCUCUGUACGUGGUUGAGGAGACUGCAGUUUUACCUGAGGGUCCAGAGGAGGAGUUCAGUCCGCUCAAUGCCAAGAGCUCACGGCGGCUCCAAACUUACUUGCACUCAGCUCACUGCCAGUGCUAGCAGCACAAAGUCAGGCUGCUCUGAGUUGUUUGGGCACCGCAAAUAGAGCUUGACUUUCUGCUUUACUUAAAUGAAGGCAUCCUUUCUGGAUUAGUCACUCACUGCAGAAUUUUUUUUUUUAAAAAUGGUAAUUUGCAGAUAGUCACAACCAUAACAAACACUGUAGUUUCUCUCUUGCUCCUCAUGUGAUUACACACACACACACUGGUCUAAAUGGGAGCAGAAUGAGCUAAAAGGCCAUCAGUUUCGGGAGGCUUUGGAUACUGGUGACUACAGGAGCCCCUGGACCACAGGAGACAGGAUUGGAGCCAUUCGGACUGGGACUUGCAGCCUUGGGAGACAAGGGGAAACUUUUCACAAGCAAAAGUGUAUUUGUAUGAAAAUUUGUGACUUUAUUUACUGAUUUGGAGGCACAAGUGUCCAGUCAGCGGGGCCAAUUUUGGCAUUUUGCCCUUGGAUGAGGAAAUUUGGGGGAGGGAAACUCUGAAGUUUUUUUUGUUUUUUUUUAUUUGUGUUUGAUUUUUGACCUGUAACACAGAAGUCGUGUUCUGGAGCCAUGCCUCAGCUCUCUGGAGCAGGGGGCGGCAAUGGGGUUGGAGGGGAUCCUGAGCUGUGUGCCACAGAUGAGAUGAUCCCCUUUAAAGAUGAAGGGGAUCCCCAAAAGGAGAAGAUCUACGCUGAGAUCAGCAACCCAGAGGAGGAGGGAGACCUCGCUGAUAUCAAGUCGUCUCUGGUCAAUGAGACUGAGAUUAUCCCCAGCAGCAACAAUCACGAGAUUUCGAGACGAAGACAAGACUCGUAUCAUGAAAACCCAAGAGAACAUCCCGAGGAUGCAGGAAAACAUCCGGAUGGAAGCUUAUACAGCAAAUGCCCUUCUUAUACUGGAUACCCAAGCUAUAUCAUGAUGCCAAAUAUGAAUAAUGAGCCUUACAUGUCAAAUGGAUCUUUGUCUCCACCCAUUCCAAGAACAUCAAACAAAGUCCCAGUGGUGCAGCCAUCACACGCCGUCCAUCCUCUAACCCCACUCAUCACUUACAGUGACGAGCAUUUUGCACCAGGAGCACACCCAUCACAUCUCCCAUCAGAUGUCAACACAAAGCAAGGCAUGCACAGGCAUCAUCAAGUGCCGGACCUACCUACAUUUUACCCACUGUCCCCAGGAAGUGUGGGCCAGAUGACACCACCAUUGGGCUGGUAUCCACACCAUAUGGUUUCUGGUCCUCCGGGCCAUCACGCAACUGGAAUUCCUCACCCAGCUAUUGUCAAUCCUCAGGUUAAACAAGAACAUCCACACAAUGACAAUGACCUAAUGCACAUGAAACCUCACCACGAACAGAGAAAAGAGCAGGAACCCAAAAGACCUCACAUAAAGAAACCUCUGAAUGCUUUCAUGUUGUAUAUGAAAGAAAUGAGAGCGAAUGUAGUAGCAGAAUGCACUCUGAAAGAAAGUGCUGCCAUCAACCAGAUUCUGGGCAGAAGGUGGCAUGCAUUGUCCCGGGAAGAACAGUCCAAAUAUUAUGAGUUAGCUCGCAAAGAAAGGCAAUUACACAUGCAGCUUUAUCCAGGAUGGUCUGCAAGGGACAACUACGGUAAAAAAAAGAAGAGGAAGCGGGAGAAACUGCAGGAAUCCACAUCAGGUGCAGGCCCCCCAAGAAUGACAGCUGCCUACAUCUGAAGCAUGGAGGAAAGAAGAACACAUUCUCAUCCUGUAAAACAAAGGCAGCAAGUGCAGGAGGUCUUCUGGAGAUGGCUCUUAAUUAAUUCAAUAUCGUCUCCAUGAGCAGCACCUGCCAAUGACUUGGAUCAGUCAGCGUGAGAGACAAUGUAUCACAUAGACAAUCACUGCCAUCGCUCUGGCCUCACACACUGACACCGUAUCACCCACACAAAGACUUGGAGUGUCCCACCUGGAGAACUCCACCUUUACAACAUGGAGCCCGCUGACCUUGGACAUGGAACACGGAGGAGACAAAACCUCUUUUAUUUAAAAACGGAGCAAAUGGAUCAACUGUUAUUUGUUUUGGUUUUUUUAAACGUGUUAUUGUUUAUUCUCCAUAAAACUUGAAUGUUUUUAUAUAUCAGAUUUUAACAACGAUGUAUAUUUUAUUAGGGGUAUAAAACAUUUCCAGCAAAAAAAAAAAAACAAAAGCUUCCUUUUUCUGGAUUUUUUUUUUUCUAAGAAAUCUGUUUGUGUAACUUGUGAAAUUGCCCACGUAGAACUCCCAUCAGUCUCUGCUCUGAGCACCUGUGUUGUCUGACACUUUCCUACACUGGAAUUACAGAUAUACAGAGUAACAUGGCAGCAGUAUGACAGUUGAGAAGUUCCAACGGGACAUUGAGAGGCAGCUGAGUAUCACAUUUCAUAAAUUAUUGCAAUUGUGCCGAAACUGAUAAACGCUGUUGCAUCCACCCCCUUUUACUGAGGAAGGAACCCUUAAAACACAACAGCGCCCCCCUACAGCAAUAGAGUCGAAAAACAACCCCUUUUUUAAAAAUAAAUAUGUAAUUCACAUUCUGUCUCUUUAGUUUGCGUUCUAUAACGUCAGGCGCAUAUUUAAUGUAAACGUUGGCUUGACCAUUCUCAUGUGAUGCCCAUUCUGUCCCGGUGUUUAAUUAAAAAGAAAAGCCCAGCACUUGGAUUCAUUGUAACCAUGUAAAUUGUUCUGUAUCGUAUUUGUUUUUGUAGGAUUUCUUUUUGCCUUUAGUGGGAUUUUGAUGCCAGUUGUGGAAUAAAACCGACCCAUUAAUGCCCCCCUCUUUUUCAAACAGGGCACACACUUUGCCAAAAUGAAAUUGUCAACUUUUUUUUUUAUUAUUAUUAUUAUUUUUUGCCAUUCCAAUUGUGCUGAGCAGAUGUUUUUAAAAAGGCUUUGUAAUAAAAUGUUCAAAAC